AUGCCACUGUUUCGACCAACAUUUGCCUACGCGCCGGACGCGAACCGCGCCCUUUUCUCUGCGUUCAUCCGUAUGUCCCUUCAGCUGUCCAACAAAUUCCUGAGGACGAGCAGAGGUGAGGAGUUGAAGGGAGUUUCUCAAAAUCAAGGCCCUUCCUGCUUUGGAGCGGUAAGCUAGACGGGGAGCUAGCAAAAGUAUGCCAAGCAUACCUGUUUUCUAGUCCCUGGAGUCUACAAUGUUGCACUGAUCUCUGAUAUUUCGUCCAGACCUGAGAAACUACGAGAAGUCUCUGCUUCGACUUCAGCUAGUGGGAAGCGCCCUUCAGAUGCACGAAAACUUAGACUUUUAUGGCCUUUCUAUGUCUCCCCCAUUCCUUUCCCAAGACGCGCUGGCAUAUGCUGUCUCGCCCUUUGUAUAAACUUUAAUACAUUCUAAGUUUUCCAAGUAAUAUAUCGGGUACAGGAGACCUAGAAGAAAGCACUGCGACAGCUUCUACUUCCGAACGAUGAAGGUGGCGCGCAAACGUUUCGUGUGAGGAGAUGAACUUCGCACAGAACUCACGGGUGCCAUGACCCAGAGCCGAGUUGCGGAGCGUUUGCACGCAGGCAGAGUAUGCUUAGUGUUCGCAAUCUUAUCUCAGUCAGUUUAUUCCCUCUUCUACCUCUGACAUCCCCCUUCCCGACCGAACACAGCCCGCGGAAUCUCGACGCGUUGGUCGCACAUUCUGCGACAGUUCUCAUUACUUCCCCUCUAUGCUUUCAUUGAUCCGAUUACAAAUUCUUUCAAAUGUGGGAGUGUUAAUACCAGCCAGUCGUCUGAUUGCUUCCUGUGUUAAUGUUCACAUACCUAUUACAAAGAGAAUAUGUCGCAUUCAUGUGUUCAGUAGAAGAACUUGGGAAGCAAAACUUGUAGCAAUCAAUUUUUACAGGUAAUGAUGUAAGACGAACUACUGAAACAGCAUUGGUUCGACACCGGAAUAGGGAAUCCGCCGUAUUACAGGUGGCUUUGGCCACAUUCCAGGGGGAGUCAGCGUUUCUGUUGGGGUUAGGAGGGAUACGGUUAUGAGGGUCAUGAUAGUUGGGGUUAUGAUCAUUAUGGCGAAUGCUAAAAUUGGAAGGUUGCCAACCGAAGGGAUAACUUGGACCCCACAGUCGACCCAUUGUUCUGUGUUUGUGUGCAGAGGCCGAUUGGUGGUCUAGGAGUCAGGCUGCAAUGGCUCCUUCUUAAUGCGACCUUUAUGGCAUUCCCACUCUGUGAGAUCCGAACCAGGUGUGACGGCACGCAUAGGUGCGGCUCCAGCCAUGCGAGCGACUCUUUUGUUGUUGGUCAAAAUCCUGGUCAUUGGAUGUGUGGACCAAGGGGGCGUGGAGUGAUGCGCCAAGGUGCGGGCUCGACCGUGCAAUCCACCUGUGCCCUCCCCCGCCUCCGGUCUUCUUGACCAUUCCUUGACAGCGGGUUCAGGUUGGGGAGAAGAGAGUACAGUAGAUGCUGUGCAAGUCUACAUUCACUUCAAACUAAAUAACGCGCAAGUCAUCGUGCCUGCUCUUGUCUUGCUGUGGAGCACACGGUAGACAUCGUCGACAACGAUGGUAGAACUGCCGAGUGUUAAGAUGGGAGCGUAGGGGUGUCCAGUUGUGGGUCCAUGUGACGGUCGUAGUAGGUCACUCACCUGCUUGCAGGGGUUGAUUACACCUAGUGUCCAUUACCUGGCACCAAACUCUCAUAUGUGGCUCCCAGAAUCCAGGCUCUGCCUAGCGGCCACAUGUGGUAACCGUCUCAAUCGGCGGGCAAAACCAAGUGAGGGUAUCCGGGUGUGUAUCUCCACACACGAUAAUUCUGUCCCCUCCCACCACCGCUGGACAGAUGGAUUUCCGUACCGCCAUCUCCCAGAUGAGGUUUCGUCUGCAAUCCGCAGGAGGCCACAGGGUAAUUUGCUCCCUAGGUAUACUGAAUACCGCUUGGUUGUCUUUGCCUGCUCACUCUUGCAUUUUCAGCACCCAGAAAGCUACCGACCCAGUGGCUGGAACACCCACCCCUUCUAGUUCUUCGCACCAUCUGCGUCCUCCCCUUCCAUCCUUCGCUUUCUAUACUCUCUACUCUAUUUUACUGUCUUAUCUCACGGUCGGAAGUCCUACGGCGAAGGCGACAUGUGAUCAUGCAGGCAGCCCAGGCCACUAGUCGUUCUUUCACUAAAUUCCUCCGUGACCCAGAGUGGAGAGCGGCAUCCGUCUGGUGCGACAAAGCAGCCCUAUUAAGGGAGAGCACUGCUUUUCCCCGCUAGAGGGAGGAGGCUAUAAAAGAGGUUUUAAACCAAGCUGGGUCUACGACAUCUGCGCGCAGAGCGUGACUCGCAGACUGCCAAACAUGCGGUCAAAACCAUCAAAACAGAAACACUCUCUCCUCCCCUCUUCCCCAUCCGACAGGCUGCUAGGGUGAGUCCGAUCACUCUGGCAGCCUGGAAUGUUCGUUCCCCUUUAGAUAACUCCAGGAGCAACCGGCUGAAAUGGAGGAUGGUGCUAGCCGCUCGGAAACUGGCGCGCUAUAAGGUAGACGUCACUGCACUCAGCGAGACCCGUUCCUCCGAGCAAGGCGAACUGGAGGAUUUGCGUGUCGGCUACACCUUCAUCUGGAGCGGUCGCCCCAGGGCAGAGCGAAGUGACGCGGACGUCGAAUUUGACAUCCGGAACAACACGGUCCUGUCUGCCGCAGGGCAUCAAGAAUAUUUUGAUGAGCCUCCGUCUGCAAGGCAAAUUUGACAUCAUCAUCAGCGUCUACGUCUCCCCGAUGACGAACUCUGACGCUGCAAGGAACAAAUUAUACGAUGAGCUGCGUACCCUCCUGGCGAUUAUGCCGGAGACGGAUAAGUCGAUUGUCCAUCGUGACCUCAAUACCCGCGUCGUCGCAGGCCAUGCUACAUGGGGAGGAGUGCUGGGUCCUCACGGUAUCCCCGGCUCCAACGAUAUUGACUUCCCUCUCUUGCUAACCUCUGCAGAACAUUGCCUCAUCCUGACCAAUGCAUUGUUCUGACUUCCGACAAGAGGGAAGAUGACCCGGAUACACCCUCGGUCGAGAUGCUCGCAGGUGCUGAACUAUGUCUUCGUCCAGCGGCGAGAUUGGCAGGACGUGAUGUUGACUAAGGCGAUCCUCGACGCUGAUGGCUGGACGGGCAACUGCCUCAUCUCUAAGAUGAGCAUCAGUCUACAGCGAUGCCGGAGACCGUAAGGUAAUCUGAAUAUUGCCUUGCUCAACUGCUCACCGUGUCCACUUCAGCAGUGAAUUAACUCAAUAGCUAGCCAGCCUUCUAGUCACCAUCCCCGCCGCCGCCGCCGCCGCCGCCGCCGCCGCCGCCGCCGCCGCCGACGAGAACGCCUCCGCGGAUAAUCACUGGUGCCAACUGAGGGACACGGUCCAGUCAGGUGAGUUGAAUAUUGCCUUGUUGCCUUUGCCUGCUCCCUACCUCCACUUCAGCAAUGAACUAGCCCAAAGUUUAGCCAAUCUUCCAGUCACCGCCGUGGCUGCCGACGAGAACGCCUCCGUGGAGAACCGAUAG
Messenger RNA from Spirometra erinaceieuropaei, 3550 nucleotides. The record is from the annotation of a GenBank genome assembly. Lineage: Eukaryota; Metazoa; Platyhelminthes; Cestoda; Diphyllobothriidea; Diphyllobothriidae.